Molecule: messenger RNA, 1041 nt
Organism: Chironomus riparius
Lineage: Eukaryota; Metazoa; Arthropoda; Insecta; Diptera; Chironomidae
Source: the annotation of a GenBank genome assembly
AUGGCAGUGAAGGAAGUUUUUAUCUUUGUUGCCUGCUUUGCUAUGCUGAGUGGAUUUGGUGACUCGGUCGAUAUUCAAUGCAAAUAUGGAACUGAUUCUUGGAUAGCUGUUGGUGAUGUUUAUCAAUGCAGACUCCAAAAUACUCUCAACAUAAAAUCAAGAGAAUCAGCUGUAAUUAAUUCAGUGAAUGGAAGUCAUUCAAGUGGCAAGAGCAAUGCUGAUGUGACUGGUUUUUGGUCAUCGGAUUCCUCUUAUGUCAUCGAAUAUUUCCCGCGUAAUUUGGACAAUAUUUUCAUUAAUCUCAAAAUGAUUGUGAUCGUCUUUGGUCGUCUGAAGGAAAUUCAGCAAAGUGAUUUGAAGCCUUUUACAAAGUUGGUGCUUCUUAGCUUGUAUCAAAAUGACAUUGAAUUUCUUGAGGACGGAUUGUUUGCUUAUAAUCCAGAAUUGGAAUUUGUUAGCUUUCGUUACAAUAAAAUAAUUCACAUUGGCUCACAAGUUUUUGACAAUUUAAAUAAAUUGACUUGGUUGUUGCUUUAUGGAAACACAUGCAUCGACAUGGAUGCUGUCAACAAUCAAAUAGCAGUGAAAGAAGUCAUCAGUCAAGCUAAGUCAAAAUGUUUAAGCUAUUCAGGAAUUGACAAAGAACUCCAAAAGCUAGAAAACUCACUGCUUUAUGUCAAUUCCGAAUCACUUCCAAUUUUUGAUCAAAAUCUCCAAAAACUUCAAAGUCGAUUCCAAAACUCAACAAUCUCACAGUAUUUACCUCUUAAGGAACGAUUCCAGGCAAUUACGAGUUGGAAGUCUAAAACCAUCUGGACAGUUAAGGAUGAAAUGUCAUCAAUCGAAACUGCUCUCGCUAGUUGCAAGUCGGAACUCAACCAAAUAAAGAUCAUCAACACAACAGGAAAGGAAGCAAAUAACACGAAUGACGAGAAGACCUUUACAGGACAAGAUGUCUCCAAAUACAUCAUAAUAGUCAUCAGCUCAAUUUUGGGUCUCUUUAAUAUUGUUCUCAUCAUCUACAAUCAGUUUGCAAUGUGA